UUAAUUAAAUUAAUCUAACUUCUCAAAGUUAAACCAAUAUAAGACAUUUAAAAAUUGUAUCCUAUAGACUUUAUACCUCUGCUAUUAAAGUGAAAGGGUGUUUAUUGAUCAACUGAACAUGUCGUCAAUGAAAAGACAACUGAGUGAAGUUUCAAAACAAGCGAUCUCGGAAACCUUUGCACUGUUUGAUUCUGACCGUGAUGGAAAAGUAUCAAAGAAGGAGAUCGGUGCCAUGAUGAGAUCUCUUGGAUAUCUCACUUGUUCAGAAGAAUUAGAUGACAUUCUACACAGAUUAGAUAGCGAUGGUAAUGGUUAUAUAGACUAUCAGGAAUUUGAAGAUUUUGCUAUAAAAAUUAACAUGGUAAAAAAGGAUACACUGGAAGAUCCUGAUUUUAGAGCAGCUUUUGACAUGUUAGACAGAAAUAAAGAUGGUUUUAUUGACCAAUCAGAACUAAAAUAUUUUAUGAAACAGUUUGGAGAUAAAAACGCCGAGGACGAUUCUUUAGAAACAAUCAUAGAUGCUGACAAAGACGGAGAUGGUAAAAUAAACUAUAAUGAAUAUGCACAGCACAUGAAAGGAAAAAUAUGAAGACAAGAUUCCGCGCAAAGACAUCAUAUCAUAGUAUCUCAUUUAAAAAACAAACUAUAUAUCAUUCAUUGCAACUGGACGAUUUAUAUAAUUUCAAAUAUUAUAUUUUACAUUAAAGAUGAAUUCACGAUCACCUAUA
Mytilus trossulus (common blue mussel) is the source of this 728-nucleotide messenger RNA. Its product is annotated as neo-calmodulin-like. Bases 119 to 589 code for a protein of 156 amino acids. Gene Ontology annotation, molecular function: calcium ion binding. Gene Ontology annotation, cellular component: trans-Golgi network membrane. The record is from RefSeq and is a predicted model, not a curated record. Lineage: Eukaryota; Metazoa; Mollusca; Bivalvia; Mytilida; Mytilidae. The transcript is spliced from 6 exons.